CUCUCUCUCUCUCUCUCCUCGAUUUCUCAGUCCAAAAGUCCUUUUGCAUCUUUCCCAUCCGCUCGCCACUUCCUCCGACCGAGAAGCAACGUUCCCUUCGAGCUCUGUUCCAUGGCGCCCUUCUCGAUCCACUGCCCCAGUUCCUCCGCCUCUCUCUGUUCCUCUCCGCCUUCGAUCCGGACCCGCCGCCCCAACCGGCUCCGAUCGGCCUCGAAGCUAGGGGGCGGAUUCUUCGGUGCAUCGCCGCAAGCUCGUUCGAAUCUCCAGGCAUAAUUUGGAGAUGGAUGCAUGGAAAUGAAAUAAUUUGAAUUCCCCGUUUUCUUUGUGCUGAUGGUGCUUGUGCUCGUGAAGUUCGCGCAGCAGUCUAGCGGCUCUAGUCGAUGCCGAUCUCGGGUUUCGAGAGUGAAUGCUCUUUUCAAUGAGGUUUCUGUAGCAGGCAGUGAAACAGAUGCAGAUGCGGCGAAGAAGGAAAUUCGCCUGCCUGAUGUGUCGUCCAUUUCGGCUUUCAUGAAUCAAGUGGCAAACCUUGUUGAGUUAGUUGAUUCACGAGAUGUUGUUGAGCUGCAACUAAAGCAGACGGACUGUGAGGUCACCAUCAGGAAAAAGGAUUCUCUCCAACAGCUGCCUGUUGCGGCUCCCGUUUAUGUGGGGCCACCCCCUUCUCCGCAAGCCAUGCUUCCUCCACAACCCCCUGCGACACCAGUUCUCGCUCCUGCUGCUUCUAAUUCAGUUCCUUCGACCCCUAGUUCCACUCCGGCAGCUCCUGCUGCUAAGCCAAGCACACCAUCACAUCCGCCACUCAAAUGCCCCAUGGCUGGAACAUUUUAUCGAUCUCCUGCUCCGGGCGCACCACCUUUUGUCAAGGUUGGAGACAAGGUUCAAAAGGGUCAGGUUGUAUGCAUCAUUGAGGCCAUGAAGUUGAUGAAUGAGAUUGAAGCUGAUCAAAGUGGAACUGUGGUUGAGAUACUUGUAGAGGAUGCAAAACCAGUUAGCUUGGACACACCUUUGUUUAUCAUUGCACCUUAAAGUACCCUAUCCUAAAAUCUGAGCCUGUUGUUCUCCGGUGGAAUCUCUUGAAGCAACUGAACUGUCAAGCAGAAGAAUGCAGCAGACUAGUCACUUAGAUGUUUCACUGAUAGUUUCCCAACAGAUGAACCAAUCCAUGCAACACUUUGUCAUAGAGCAUCUGAAAAGACAAAAAGAAAAACUUCUAUAAGCAUGUUGAAGUAGCAGCUCGCUUUUUAUUCAAGUGACUGUUUGCAAAAGACACUGCCAGUGUCUAUAUUAGCCACUUGAGACUUGAGAUGCUUUUUCAUAUCAUUUUCGGAAUUCGAUUACGCUAUGAAAUAAAAGGAUUUUCUUGCAAGUUGCCUCUUAACAGAUGGCUUAGGAAAUAGUGAAGAAAUUUUCUUGGUAACAGUGCAAAAAAGUCGCCUUUAUGGAUAUUCUAGAGGCAGUAGUAGUCCAGAAGACUCAGCACCAGACCACCCUAUACUAUGCGUCUUCCCUUUCAUCUUGUUAGACAUCGACUGUCUCAAGA
This is a messenger RNA of Syzygium oleosum, 1540 nucleotides long. Its product is annotated as biotin carboxyl carrier protein of acetyl-CoA carboxylase 2, chloroplastic-like. NCBI's taxonomy places the organism in Eukaryota, Viridiplantae, Streptophyta, Magnoliopsida, Myrtales, Myrtaceae. The transcript is spliced from 7 exons. Gene Ontology annotation, biological process: fatty acid biosynthetic process. Gene Ontology annotation, cellular component: acetyl-CoA carboxylase complex. The coding region runs from base 331 to 1026 and encodes 231 amino acids. Gene Ontology annotation, molecular function: acetyl-CoA carboxylase activity. The record is from RefSeq and is a predicted model, not a curated record.